Molecule: messenger RNA, 1842 nt
Organism: Eremothecium sinecaudum
Lineage: Eukaryota; Fungi; Ascomycota; Saccharomycetes; Saccharomycetales; Saccharomycetaceae
Gene: ORC2
Product: origin recognition complex subunit 2
Exons: 1
Coding region: 1-1842 (613 amino acids)
Biological process (GO): DNA replication
Cellular component (GO): nucleus; nuclear origin of replication recognition complex
Molecular function (GO): DNA replication origin binding
Source: RefSeq, a predicted model, not a curated record
AUGGAUGAUGAAAAUCUCGAGUCAGGUAUUGUGGGACAUUCUGGUAUACUUGUAAGCCCAAAAGAUUGUGAACCACAACAGCCAAUUGAAACUCCCUUGAAUACAGUACAGCGAUUAGCAUGCAAACCCACUGCAACAAUGCGUCAGGGACGUUCAUCCCCAAGACGAAUAACAAAGGACUCUAAAGAGGUUAUAGUUUUAGGUGUACAAGAGCCUGAUGUUUCAAUUUCACCUAAGAAAAGAGGAAGACCUCGUAAGCAAGCUAAGCUAAAUGGUGGUUGUGAGAUUCCCGACAUUAAUAGUAAUAAUGACAAAUAUGAUGAUAAUGAUAAAAAUUCAAGCAAAAACCACACUCCUGUAGAUCCACCGAUAUCACCUAGGAGGAAAUUAAGAAUUAUAGAGUCUACUUCUCCCAUAAAGCAGGUACAAGCUAGACGUAGUGGCACUGAUGAUACGGAUGCCGGAGAUGACUGUAACAUAGAAAGCUUUGCUACAGCAGUAACAACUCCGUUUAAAUCUCCACGAUGUCAAUUAACUUUUAACUCUCCUACUAAAUCUCCUACUAAUUCGAAGCAUUCCGAUAUGGUAUUGCCGCAAAGUCACCGAAGCAUAAAGCUGGAUCGUGAUUUUGUCCCUACUCCGGUUCCAAACAACUACAAACUGCCUGAUGACAGGAAUCUGACCUAUUUCUUUGAUGGCUUUGAAGGUUACAUAGAUCAAAAGAAACCUUUAAGGGCACAUAAAAAGUCGCGAAGCUCAAUGGUGAUGGCGCAGGCAACUUCCAAGGAGGAAUUCUCAUUGCUAAGUAGCGCUUUGAACCCGUACUUACAUAACACGCCCCGGUUGGCGUUAAAGUCCCUACAACGUAAACUAUUUCCGCAAUACUGGUUUGAAGUGCUUCAAGGCUUCACCUUGUUGUUCUAUGGGAUCGGUUCGAAAAGGCAAUUCCUCGACGAGUUUGUUGUGGAAUAUUUAUCUCCCAAAUUAAGUCUUCAAUAUGAUGAAAACCUGAACUAUGACCCCGAUGCUGAUGUCAUGGGGGUUCCUGUGGUAGUAAUAAAUGGCUACAAUCCUACAUGUGGAUACAGAGAUUGCUUCCAAAGCAUAGCUGAUAUCAUGCUUCCAGAGGAACUUAGUCGCUCAGAAACGAAAUACUGGAAUAACCAUGUUCACUUACAAAUCCAAAAAAUGAUCAACUACUGGGCCCACGAAUCCCCAGAGGUUCGAUUAAUAGUACUGGUUCAUAACCUAGAUGGCCCUAUGCUGAGAAAAGAUGCGUUUCAACUCAUGUUGAGCUCUCUCGCAAGAAUUCGCCAAAUUGCAAUUAUCGCAUCGAUAGACAAUAUUAAUGCUCCUUUGCUUUGGGAUAGCCUUCGUUCCCAAACUUACAAUUUUGUCUUCCAUGAUAUUACCAAUUACGACAACUAUUCUAUUGAAACGACCUUUCAAAAUCGUGUUAACCUUCGUAACUCAGAAGUACAGGCUGGUGGUAUUGACGCAGUUAAAUACGUCCUGGAAUCACUUACCGUGAAUUCAAAAAGACUUUUCAAGCUCUUACUUCAGACAAUCAAAGAUACUAUGGAAGCGGCAAAACGAAUCAAGCUUACGGAUUCUAGGCGUGCGGGAACCGCGUUCGGUGUGCCGUUCAAGUCAUUUUAUCAAUCAUGUGCUUCACAAUUUAUAGCCUCAAAUGAACUGUCAUUAAGGGCUAUGCUGCGAGAAUUUAUUGAACAUAAAAUGGCACACAUGGCAAGUGAUAAAACAGGACAAGAAGCUAUCUAUAUCAAUUAUACAUUUGGUGAAAUCAAGACUUUACUGUCUGAGAUUCUAGCAGAUAUAUAG